AUGGUUCUGCCGACUGCCAACCCCACCAAGUCCUACUGGAUCGAGGCCGCCGAUUCGUCGCUGCGCGAUUUCCGCUCCAGCGACCAAUUGCCUGUCGAAACGGAUGUGGCUAUAGUAGGCAGCGGUUAUGCGGGCGUUGCGACUGCCGAACGCUUCGGCCCCAAGGUCGCCAUGGACCUCAUCGCUCACGAAAUGGCCCAUCUGCCUGCCUUUCGGGACCUAGCCAGUGAAGAGGACAUUGCUGAGCAAGUCUGCCUCAAGUUUGGAGAGACGUUUGAUGCCGCCAUGACCGACGAGGCUUGGGCCCGGCUCAAGGGCGCGCUGGACGCUAUGCGGAGGGACCAUGGCGAAGACCAUGACAUUGUAAAGCAGUGCAGAGUCGUCGAGGACCCAAGUGAGGCGGAGGAGGUCUCGCAAAUGAAGGGUGCGAGGGCCGCCAUAGUGCAUCCUGCUGGGCAAAUGUACAUCUGCCAUCCCAAUUCCCUCUCGCCCGAAUCAGAAUUAUGGCCCUAUAAAUUCAUCCACGCCCUCCUGCGCAUUCUUCUGCAAAAAGACAAUAUAAAUCUCCAAGCCCACACGCCCGUGACAGAGGUAUCACAGCGCGACACCGCCGGCUGGAUCACGAUAACGACUCCUCGCGGAACCCUCCGCGCCAGGUCUGUUGUCCACACAACGAACCGAUGGGCCUCGCACCUCCUCCCUGAGUUUUCUAAGCUCAUCCGGCCCGAUCGCGGUGUCGUAGCCGCCAUCAAGGCGCCCGAAGGCUUCAUCAAGCGCACUGGCGCCCAGCAUUGGGAUGCCGUCGUAAAUAAUUACCACCUCCAGCUCCCCCCACCUUAUAAUACCAUCAUGAUAGGCGGUGCCCGCCAGCUCCUCGUCCACACGCCAGACGCAUGCCAUGAAAACGACGCCGAAGAUGAGCAUGUUCCCGGCGUAGCAGAGUUCUUCAAGACCUGGCCGAACUCGGAUGUUGCGGGUUGGGUGGGGCCGAGUCAAGCAGAGCUGGGGAAAGAGGAUGAGCAGGGUGGCUGCUGGACGGGUAUUCAAAGCACAAGCGCAGACGGCUUCCCCUUCGUCGGCCCUGUGCCUGAAAGGGAGGGACAUUUUAUAGCCGCUGGAUUCGCUGGACAUGGCAUGCCUCGCGUUCUCCUCACGGCCGCACACAUAGCCCCUCUCGUCCUAUCAUCCCUUAACAUUCCCCAUACUACGCCGCGUCUCGCCGCCUCGUACCCGCCGCUACCCAAGCCAUUCUAUGCCACGCGCGAGCGGAUCGACAAGCUGCAGGAAAACGACUUAGCUGCCGUUGCUGAUGCCUAUAGGAAGCGCUGCGCCGAUAGCGCCGCGAAGCCUUUUUGUAACACGCCAAGGAGCGUGGUAAGCAAUGCAGCAGAGAUUGAAGAACGGCCAAAGGAGCAGAAGGGUACAGGUCUGAAAUCGUGUGCUGGUCGCACAUCAGUCUUAUCCCGAGAGACGGAAACGAAUUUGUGUCCUGAAAAGUCUAGACCAGGCGCCUUCUCCGAUAUGGGCUAUCUUGAGAGAGCAUUGCAGGGAGCGAGUAUCGACACUGCUCCGGCGCUGGCGAUGGGGACACCUCAGGAUAUAAAGUCGGGUGCUUAG
This is a messenger RNA of Didymosphaeria variabile, 1617 nucleotides long. RefSeq lists its product as uncharacterized. Gene Ontology annotation, molecular function: oxidoreductase activity. The record is from RefSeq and is a predicted model, not a curated record. Lineage: Eukaryota; Fungi; Ascomycota; Dothideomycetes; Pleosporales; Didymosphaeriaceae. The transcript has 6 exons. The coding region runs from base 1 to 1617 and encodes 538 amino acids. Gene Ontology annotation, cellular component: cytoplasm.